Anopheles nili is the source of this 2073-nucleotide messenger RNA. RefSeq names its product cleavage and polyadenylation specificity factor 73 (gene Cpsf73). Gene Ontology annotation, biological process: mRNA 3'-end processing by stem-loop binding and cleavage. NCBI's taxonomy places the organism in Eukaryota, Metazoa, Arthropoda, Insecta, Diptera, Culicidae. Gene Ontology annotation, molecular function: RNA endonuclease activity; RNA binding; 5'-3' exonuclease activity. Bases 1 to 2073 code for a protein of 690 amino acids. The transcript has a single exon. The record is from RefSeq and is a predicted model, not a curated record. Gene Ontology annotation, cellular component: mRNA cleavage and polyadenylation specificity factor complex.
AUGGCACACAAGAGAGCUUCUAAUGGCUCGCGCCUUCUGAAGGAGGAAAGUGAUUUGAUGGUAAUACGACCUCUAGGUGCUGGCCAGGAAGUAGGACGCUCCUGCAUCAUGCUUGAAUUCAAAGGGAAAAAAAUCAUGCUCGAUUGUGGCAUCCACCCGGGAUUAUCCGGCAUGGACGCACUUCCGUUCGUCGACCUUAUUGAUGCGGAUCAGAUCGAUCUGCUAUUUAUUUCUCAUUUUCAUCUGGAUCACUGCGGAGCAUUACCAUGGUUUUUGCAGAAGACUUCAUUCAAAGGCAGAUGUUUCAUGACACAUGCUACUAAGGCGAUCUAUAGAUGGAUGCUGUCCGAUUACAUCAAAGUCAGUAAUAUUUCCACCGAUCAAAUGCUCUACACCGAAGCUGACCUAGAGGCAAGCAUGGAAAAGAUCGAAACGAUAAACUUUCACGAAGAACGUGAUAUCUUGGGAGUACGAUUCUGGGCCUAUAACGCAGGGCACGUUCUUGGGGCUGCAAUGUUUAUGAUCGAAAUUGCAGGUAUACGUGUACUCUAUACUGGCGACUUUUCGCGACAAGAAGACCGGCAUCUGAUGGCAGCCGAAAUACCGGCGAUGCGGCCUGAUGUGCUUAUCACCGAAUCAACGUACGGUACACAUAUCCACGAAAAACGAGAAGAUAGAGAAAACCGUUUCACCUCGCUUGUACAGAAGAUCGUCACCCAAGGUGGGCGAUGUUUGAUUCCGGUGUUUGCUCUUGGCAGGGCGCAGGAGCUGUUAUUGAUCCUGGAUGAAUACUGGAGCCAGAAUCCGGAUCUUCAAGAGAUACCGAUCUAUUAUGCUUCAUCGCUUGCGAAGAAAUGUAUGGCUGUGUAUCAAACGUAUAUAAACGCAAUGAAUGAUAAAAUCCGCCGACAAAUCGCCAUAAAUAAUCCAUUCGUGUUUCGGUUCAUUUCGAAUCUAAAAGGUAUUGACCACUUCGACGAUGUAGGCCCUUGCGUUGUUAUGGCAUCGCCCGGCAUGAUGCAGAGCGGGUUGUCAAGAGAGUUGUUCGAAUCGUGGUGCACGGAUCCAAAAAAUGGCGUCAUAAUCGCUGGCUAUUGUGUCGAGGGAACGCUAGCGAAGACGAUCUUAUUCGAACCAGAAGAAAUUACGAGCAUGAAUGGACAAAAGUUACCGCUUAACAUGUCUGUAGAUUACAUCUCUUUUUCGGCUCACACUGACUACCAGCAAACGAGCGAGUUUAUUCGACUUUUGCAACCUACCCACGUGGUACUGGUACAUGGGGAGCAGAAUGAGAUGGGACGUCUCAAAUCUGCUUUAAUGCGAGAGUAUGAAGCCAAUGCAAAGGUCCAAAUCACUUUUCAUAAUCCGCGUAACACGCAACCUGUCGAGUUAUAUUUCCGUGGUGAGAAAACUGCAAAAGUAAUGGGAACGCUAGCUGUUGGCGAGCCUGCGGAUAACCAGCGCUUAAGCGGUGUUUUGGUUAAACGGGAAUUCAAGUACCAUCUACUUGCUCCUACGGAUCUUUCUAAAUACACAGAUAUGAGCAUGUCGAUUGUUACACAAAAGCAAAGCAUUCAUUGGCCUGGAUCGACAGUUGUAUUAAAGUUACUACUGGAACGCGCUGGAGGACCAGGAUCUGUUACUGACUGCCCAUUGAUCGAGGGUAGUACUGCUACAGCCAGAUUACGUGUGUGUGAUUGCAUUGAACUAACGGCAGAUGGAAAGAUUGUAACACUAGAAUGGCAAGCAACCCCAGUGAAUGAUAUGUACGCCGAUAUGGUGAUGGCUUGUCUUCUACAGUGCGACAUUGCCGGUAGCAGCGUCGUCGGGACACGGAUGUCGAAGGUGGAUGAGAAACACUACCAAAAUUGUCUAAUCGAGACGCUUCAGGACUUAUUCGGGGAGCAAUCGAUGGACAAGUUCAUCGACUCUGACAAGUUGACGGUGACCGUUCGUGGCAAGCGGAUUGUAAUUAAUUUGCAGACUCAUGAAAUUGAGUGUGAUCAGGAUGAGCAAUUGUACCAAACGGUUUACAUGACCGUAAGGAAGUUACGACAAAGUUUACUGCUGUAA